GUGCUGAAGUAUCACGCAACUACGUUGAGACAAAUCUUGCCAAUUCAUCAUUGAAGACUGCAACAAAAUGGCUAGUGAAGAAAUCGCAAAGAAAACCUGGAAAAUCAAGGUACAGUGGUGGGAUAAUCAGAACAUGUACAUCCUAUGCCCGUGGUGCAACGAGAUCCAUCGCCACGGCUUCAAUGGGAACUAUUCCCAACGCCAUCGACGUGCCCCUCAUUGUGAUCCAGUCCGCAACGGAAACAGAAAAUUCCAAUACCUUAAGUACUACCUUGAUUACGAGAUACAAUUCCCAGUGUUGCCAGCGGAUACCUUCGAGAUUGACAAGGAUAAUCUUCGGUUCGUAGCUGGUGGAGCUCGUGUGCCCGAUGACGAUGAAGAUGAUGUCCCGGAGGACAAGGCAGACCACUUGAGGGCUGCCUUUAGGGAGUCGAUCGAGAAGAAGCAAAAGUGGACAGAGGCAAUAGAGACCGUGAUCAUAUCUGAAGAUUUCCCGACCAGAAAGAUAGUCUAUGUAGAAAGCGAGAUGGCGUUUGGCAACGUCAGGUAUGUUCGCGAGUACCUUGAGUCCUCCUCAGAGGCCGACAUAUUCCUACACGGCGUCAAAUCAUGGGAGGGGCCUCAGUACGAUGCGUCUGAUAAUGAAAGCGAAGAAAUAAGCACGAGGAAUAACGUGGUGGUGACAUUAGGAGAGACCGCAUUACAUAUGGCCGCACGCGACCCAUCGUCUGAAAUGGUUCAACUUCUUCUCUCGAAGGGUGCCGAUGCGAACGCUACGGACUGUGAUGGUCGAACUGCUCUCAUGGAGGCAGCACUGUGGGGUCGGCUGGAAAACGUUGGCAUCCUGUUAAAGUACGGGGCUGACAAGUCCAUGAAAUGCAUCGAUGGCAGGCAACUUCGUUGCGCUGCUAAUUUUGCAAAGCCGCUGGAGCAGAAUGUAGAGGCGCGAAGGAUGCACGCCGGUAUCUCUCUGGAAGAUACGUAUGCAAGGGAUAAGGAUCGCGAAGACAUUGUCCUCCUUCUUGAAGAUGUGGCAGACGAGCCAGGUCCCUACCAGCUAGACGUAUUUUUCUAUCAACGCUCGCCCAAGGACCGCACAACACUCUCCCUAACGACUCACUAUAGUCUUCCCACAGAGUGGAAGACAGUUGCGUGUUUGAUCCGCGGUGGAGGGCUUCCGGAAAUUGCUGCCAUGAGCGGUUGGUCGCAUGAACAAAGCGAAGACAUCCGUGUCUCUGGCCAAGACUGGACAGCGAAGGUACUCCGCCUGUGUAAACAGGUUGGAUUUGACCUAGAACCUGAUAAGUACCGUGACAAAGGCGUACCGGGGCAAUACAAUGCUUGGCACGCAGAGAAACAGCUAAUCACGUACUUUGUCCACAAGCACCUAUUCUUAGAAUUGCUUAUCCCCGAGGAGCCGGAAGUUGAGUCAUUGUUCUCGAAGCUCACUCUGGGGCAAUGCAAGACGAAGCUUGUGGAUCUACGGAAAGAGUCUCUGAAACAUUCCUUGAAGGAGGCCAAGAUAGUUGUCAGCAGGCCUCAAUGCUACGACUGUAAACGCUUUGUGGAAAAAGUGAAUUUUAAACUUGGGCUGGAUUUGCGGCUAUACCAUCGUUGCUUGGAGUCGACAUGCAAUGUAUGUCCGAACUAGACGCUUAACUAAAACGCAGCAUGGUUUAUAAACGGAAAUGUUUCAGGAAACCGGUUGCCAACAAUAGUAACUAGGCCAUCACAUAUUUUUCUAAUGUCAUAAUCUCUAUGAAUGCAUUCGAAGUCUUCUUUGUGCUGUCUUGGUUUUAUAGUCAAAGCAUGUUCGAAGCUUUUCAAUCUUCAACAGGCGGAAGCUGAAAACAAUCCAUGCCAAUAUUGUAAUAAAGGCUGUAAAAGGCUUGGAAUAUAA
Daldinia loculata is the source of this 1900-nucleotide messenger RNA. RefSeq lists its product as uncharacterized. Bases 68 to 1651 code for a protein of 527 amino acids. Gene Ontology annotation, molecular function: protein binding. Gene Ontology annotation, cellular component: cytoplasm; nucleus. The record is from RefSeq and is a predicted model, not a curated record. The transcript has 2 exons. NCBI's taxonomy places the organism in Eukaryota, Fungi, Ascomycota, Sordariomycetes, Xylariales, Hypoxylaceae.